AUGUGUCAGCCGGGUAAAAGGCAUGGAGGUGAGCCCUUUGGAGACUCGGGAGAGCCACUCGCGAAACGCCGUGCUAUUCACUGCGAUACCCCUGUUGGCCAAGAGUGCCACAGCUCGGGGGAGAACUACUCCGAUGGCCAUGGCAUCUCCGAUAACCUGGCACUGCUAGAGGAUUUUUCCAUCUUUUUCGCCGACGACCUCGAUGCCGAGUUGCCAAAUCUCGGCGACUCCACAACGGCUGCACAAGUGUCACCGGCUGUCGAUGAUCUCAUAGACGGAUCGUUCUUUUACGAUGAAGCAUUGCCGGAAAUUCCACCCGAGGUUGCGGCCGCAAAUGCAGCCAUUCAGCCACCCCCUUCCAGCGUCAUCAGAGCCUUCGAUCGCGGCUCAAGAUCGGCCGACGAAUUCGACCCCAACCUGCUGCACUCGCCGCCAAAGUCAAGUUCUACCGUGACGGGAGACGGCGCUUGUGAGCCACCCGAUCUGCCUCUGACCCAAGAGGCUGAUUGGGAAAGCAUCCGAAGAGACCUCCAGCAAUCGGAACCCCGCCACAAAGGAAUGAACCAGGCCGAACGAGAUCAGCUUCCGCCAGCCCACGGGGGCGGCGGCGCUGCACUACCCACUCCGGCAGCUUCGGCACCAUCUAGAGAUGCUCGGGUACCAACUUGUCCCGAAACGGCUUCACCAAGCAAGCCCUACAGGACCUUUUUCCACCUCAAGGAAAUGGUGCAAGGGAAGCUUGAAAUGUACAAGAACCAGCCCCUGGUGGUGUUUGAGUGGUACGCCAGAGUCCUCUACUCGAGUCGCGAGAACUUUUACCGGAAGCAGUACUUUCAGUUCCGCGACCUGUUCAAGGAAACCCCCCCGUACUUGAGUGGCGCUCUUCUCGGCUAG
Molecule: messenger RNA, 894 nt
Organism: Hirsutella rhossiliensis
Lineage: Eukaryota; Fungi; Ascomycota; Sordariomycetes; Hypocreales; Ophiocordycipitaceae
Exons: 1
Coding region: 1-894 (297 amino acids)
Source: RefSeq, a predicted model, not a curated record